Molecule: messenger RNA, 1194 nt
Organism: Colletotrichum orchidophilum
Lineage: Eukaryota; Fungi; Ascomycota; Sordariomycetes; Glomerellales; Glomerellaceae
Exons: 3
Coding region: 1-1194 (397 amino acids)
Molecular function (GO): GTPase activity
Source: RefSeq, a predicted model, not a curated record
AUGGCUUCAACAUCCGCAGAUACCCCCGCUGAUAAUGCGGCCACUCAGACGCCGACUGCGAUUGUCGUCGUCGGCAUGGCUGGCUCCGGCAAGACGACCUUUAUGCGACGCAUCAAUUCAUACCUGCACGGCAAGCAGGAUCCCCCCUACGUGAUCAACUUGGAUCCCGCUGUUCUCAACGUCCCUUUCGAAAGCAACAUCGACAUCCGCGAUUCGGUCAACUAUGAGGAGGUCAUGAAGCAGUACAACCUGGGACCAAAUGGCGGUAUCUUGACGUCGCUGAACCUCUUCGCAACCAAGGUUGACCAGAUCGUCAACCUGCUCGACAAGCGUGCGGCGCCAGACCCAGCGAACCCCGACAAGAAGCCUAUCAAGAACAUCCUCGUUGAUACUCCCGGACAGAUUGAGGUGUUCGUUUGGUCCGCCAGUGGAACCAUCUUGCUCGAAUCUCUUGCGUCUUCCUUCCCGACCGUCAUCGCCUACGUUAUCGAUACCCCUCGAACCACCUCCACGAGCACAUUCAUGUCCAAUAUGCUGUACGCCUGCAGUAUCCUCUACAAGACCAAGCUCCCCAUGAUCUUAGUCUUCAACAAGACCGACGUGCAGGACGCGACGUUUGCCAAGGAGUGGAUGACGGAUUUCGAGGCUUUCCAGCAAGCUCUUCAGCAGGACGAGAUGAGCGACGUAAUUGGUGGCUACGAGACAUCCGAGGGCGGCAGCGGUGGCUCUGGUUACAUGGGCAGUCUCCUCAACUCCAUGAGUCUCAUGCUCGAGGAGUUUUACUCCCACCUCAGCUUUGUUCCCGUCAGCUCGCGUCUCGGGACCGGCAUGGACGAGUUCUUCGCUGCCGUGGAAGAGAAGGCCGAGGAAUUCAAGCAGGACUACCUUCCCGAGCUUAAACGCAGGCGAGAGGAGCGGGAAGAGAAGAAGCGUCUUGCCCGCGAUCACGAGGUGGAGAAGAUGAUGAAGGGAAUGUCGGUGGACGCGGGCAAGAAGCCAAUGGUCGUCAAGCCCGUCGAUGACGACGACGAUGGAGUUGAUGUCGCCAGCGACGUGGAUGACGACGACAUGCCAGAUGACGAGGACGAUCGCGAGGGACUCCAGGCUCGUUACGAGGCCGCGAUGGAGGCGGAAGGCGACUCCAUCAUGGCCGAUGGUAGUUUCGCAAAGUAUUUACACACGCGGCCGACAUGA